AUUCGGCAUAAGAAUAGUUUAAAUAAUCAGGUAUUUAAUGUAUCCUAUAACCGAAAGAUCAACAAUGCUACUAAAUUUUGUAAAUAAAUAAUUCUUCAAAAAAUUUCUUCACAAAUGUUAAAGUUUUUCAUAAAAUUGUAUCAUGUAAAUCUUAUCAAAAUACAAAGAAAAGUAAAACUGUAGCAGGAUUCGAAAGUAUGAACGAUUUCAGUUUUUAAUACUCUUAUGUAAUAAAGAAUAAUACUUUGGCCUAAAUUAAGAAUAAUUUAAAUGGUACACAUGAUAUACUGGAGAAAAAUUAGUGUUCUCAAAUAAGGGUACGUAAGUAAAUUAAAUAGCAAAUUUUGAAUACUAAACGAAUUGUUAUAGUCGCGUUCCAGUGUCUGUUUGGCCGGAUAAACUGGCUCAUUUUUUGAAACAAACACACUUUCGUCCAGACAAUCAUAUUACAUCUCGCAAAAAAUAGUUGCUAAAAAAUCAACAUAGAGAGUAAUGUAUAUAUUGUUGUUAUUUUGUGUAUAUAUUCUUUCAUCUUCUCUUUUGUUUCCGGUGUACUCUAGUAGCAUUCAAAGUCAUCGACAGUCAAACGUGCAGGUGCCAGCAACGCAGAUGCUACUGAGGGGGUCGUUGCUUUGGCCAAGGUAAUUGACAUAGCAUUGUGGUCUGGUUGGCUGCAAUGCGGUAAUAUCAACAUGUUUGCAACAGUUGUUUUCCACCCCAAACAAAGCACUAACACACAUAUUACACACUACUACAGCUCCACUACUCGAGCGAAUGGCCUCGUCGCAAUGUCGUACAGCUUCCGUUCAAGGCUGACCAAAAUCCAAAGUAACCUUGAGCACUUAUGGCUUGUCUAGCUUGCAUCACAUACUUUCUCUUUUUUAGUCAAACUCUCUCGCACGCAUGUUCGUGCUCAACCGAUGCUGCACGCGCAACCGAGUACUCUCUAAGUAACGCGUUAAAGCAUAUCCUUGCUGGCUUGCGAGCUUUUUCGAAAUCAGUCGAAAUACUCACACGCUCAAUAUUGCUCGUGCUUUGGACAUAAUAUGGUGUACACUGUGGUCUGUGUGUAUGUCUAAUAUUAAUUUUUUAUCGUUCGCUUGUUGCCGUGUUGUGGCCAAAAAGCCUUUGAUGCUUCCGUUUGCCAAAAAUCAACGAUACACAGUUGCGUUUGAAUCUCUGCCUGCAACGGUCGUCGUCUGCCCAAGUUGGAUAUUCGGCCAAAUCAGGCACGAUUUUCAAGUUCAUAGUGCGGGAGCAUUAGUGAGUAAUGCGGAUGUACAUCACAUCUAUUCGAAAGAAAGCUAUGUGUGAGUGUAAUAUUGUAAUCCAUAGUGCAGUGUUUGUAAUUUUACUGUCGGCAGCUAAUGAUAUUCAAAUGUGUUUCGAGUAUUUUCGCAAAAAAUGUGACUUAAAAUGCUUACCAUGAACUAAGCAAACAUAUUGGACUUAAUACCACUCGGGGGAAUUGCGUUUCAGAAUUGAGAAAUUUAAUUAUAAAUAUAAAAUCUAAAAAUUUCUCUCGUAAGUGGCAAAACUUCUUCGACAAAUAUACCAAGUACAAAGCUGAACUGGAUACCUAAUACUUUUGUGCACACUAAGUACCUGCAUAAAUACAAAGUUUUAUAUUUGAAGAUAUAAUCCCAACAGUGCGAAGGAAACAAUGCUUUACCCAUUAAUCGUGCAGUCUGCAGUUGACGAAAGUAACUUUUAUAGUCAGCCGACAACACCUGUACCUCCUAUAUAAAAUACAGACUAAAUCAAAAUUGCAAAUAUACAUACAUCUAGAACAAAUACCUUCUAAAUAGUAAAAGUAGAGUAAUUUCUACAGAACUAAACAAGUUGACAAAUACAGCAAACGGUAAUAAAAUCAAGCAUAAUGAAACGUUUUGAAACUGCAAUAUCACCCUGCACAAUAACAAAUCAAACAGUAGCCGCAGUGUCGGAUAUUAGCACAAUGCUCUCUGCUCAAGCAGCAACUGACAGCCAGUCUAAAGCAACAAGUCCACAUACACCAACGCCAUUACAAACACUAGCACCAGUGCCACCAUUGCAGCCACUGGUCCAAACAUUUGCCACGCCGUUGCAUCGAAAAAAAGGGCGUUUACAACGCUCCGAGCGCCUGCAAACUGUUGACAACAGUAACACUAAUUACUGCGCUGCAAGUUCGAAUAACACAACGAUAACGCCAACAUCCUACUCAGCCUGGGAGGCUUUGGUUAAGGAAAGUUUCGGACAAAUAGCUUGGCCCAUUAAAAUCACUUCAUGGGAACUGAUCGAUGACCGGGUGAAAAUUGUGCCAAACAGCUCAUCGGCCACGGAAUUAAUAUCAAGAAGAGGUGUUUUUUCACGCCACCAUUACGGUUCGGUUGACCAAUUACCACAAUCCGAUUUAGAUGGCCUAGAUCCGAAUUUUAAACGCUUUCGUAUUGAAAAUGGCGAUUCACUGGCGGAAAAGGAUGAGGUCUUCGGAUCACCCAGUACACCUAUCUUAGAAAAUCCUGAGCAUCAAACAAGAUGGUAUUUCAAAUACUUUUUGGGAAAAUUGCACCAAAAUUAUGUCGGCAUAGAUACGGAGAAGAGUCCUUACUUUCUUUCAGUUGUUUCACAAGAUUCGGGUCAUCAGGGUGCGCCCAUGUAUCGGGCAAUAUUAUUUAGGAAGCAAGGUACGCAGAAAAUUGCAAUCCCUUUUCAAGCCAAUCAGAAGCUGACUGUGAAACAGAUUUUGACACAUUUUACGGGCAUGGACACAUCAGCUAAAAACCCCAAAGAGAUAUUUACAGCCGACAUACAAAAAGAUUUGCUACUGCUUGAAGAGCAAGAAGGCUCGGUCAACUUUAAAUUCGGUGUGGUAUAUAUGAAACCUGGCCAAGAUUGUGAUGACGAAAUGCUAAGUAAUCAAGAUGCAAGUAAAGAAUUCGAUGCUUUUCUUCAUAUACUAGGCGAGCGCAUUCGUCUUAAAGGUUGGGAUCGCUUUCGGGGAGGGUUAGAUGUAAAAGGCGAUAUGACUGGCAAAUAUUCCGUAUAUACGUUAUAUGAAGGCCAUGAAAUAAUGUUUCACGUAUCGACGCUCCUGCCAUAUUCCCAGGACAAUCGGCAACAGGUGGAACGGAAGCGACAUAUUGGCAAUGACAUUGUAAACAUUAUUUUCAUUGACCAGCCAUCAUCCGUCAACCAGACCAACGCGCAACAAAUGGAGGCACGGGCGCAAGAUAACAGUGAAUUUAUACUGCCGACAGCGUUUGAUCCCACAUGGAUCAAGAGUCAAUUUACACAUAUUUUUGCGGUUGUUAUGAAAAUCAACAAUGCUUAUCGUUUGGCAGUCUUUUGCGAUGAGAAUGUGCCGCCCUUCGGACCAACACUUCCAAAUCCACCUGAAUUUACGGACAUUUCCAUGUUUCGUGAGUUUCUGCUUGUAAAAAUGAUCAAUGCUGAAAAAGCAACUUUUCAAACACCAAUCUUUUCACAAAAAAGAGAGAGAACUUUGGAUAUGUUAAUAAAAGACUUAUAUGAAGACUACAUGGGUGAUAGUAAACUGAAUAUGCUGAAUAGACGCGCGUUCUCCGAAGUUCUUUACGAUGUGCCCCGCACAUCAAAGAUAAAAGAGGACGCGCGCCAAAUAGAGUUCGUGCGCAUCGGCCAGGCGCUCAAACUAGAGGCUAUAGUGCGUGGCGAUGCGCCCACCAGCAUUGCUUCCGCCAGCCCUUGUACAAUAUUUCGCAAUCCGCCGUGGGAACCACAUUGCUUUUAUCCAUCAUUUCUACAUCGUGGUACGCUGGCGGGUGACUCAUUCGGUUCCAAUGACGACAGCUUAUUUAUUGCCACUGACGAUGGCACAUAUCUAAUGAAAGAGGAUCAAUCACAUCAGCUAGUCUUCGACAAGUCAUUUCAAGUGCGCCAACUCAGCGUGCUCGAAGACCAUGGGAUUGUACUCAUACGUGGUGGCUCACUAACCAAUCGUGACGCUCAUCGCAUUCACGUCUUUCGUUUGCGUGAAUUCCAGCCCAGGAAUAGCGAGGAAACUUUGCGUUGCCGGAGUCGUGCCGAGGUGAAGGAACGACGUAUCGAUCGCACACGCGGUUGUCAUUUGUAUGCAAGUUCACGUGUUAGUGGCGGCCAUUUGAGACUGGUGGUGGCAGUCAACCGCAAAUUACAGUUAUUCCAAUGGAAACACUCAGCCGCCUGGGCGUCGUGGUGUCCGGAGAAUGACACAGAAACGGUGGAAGGUUUCAUCUACCAAAAGGAAAUCACGCUGUGUGAGUCGCCAAGCGUAAUAACGCCGCUGGAAGGACCAACAAACACUAAUGCGGGUGGACUAAUUUGCGUUGGCUACAAAUACCAUUACGAAAUUGUGUGCGAUCAAACGGGUACAGCCAAUAGACUCUAUGAUUUGGAAUCGGCGAAGAGAAAUCAAGCCCAAUUGACGGCGGCUAUUGAACUCUGCGAUGGCCUGGAAACAGAAUUACUGUUGUGUUAUAACCACACAUGUCAUUUUCAAAAGUUUAGUGAUCGAUCUGGUACAAAAAACAAUUUCGACUUCCAUUGGAAUACAUCACCGACUGCAGUUGUGUGUGCCUUUCCAUAUAUACUUGGUUUCACAUCGGACUCAAUGGAAAUUCGACUCUUGGUGAACGGUAACUUGGUGCAUACAGCAAUAAUGCCUGAAUUGCAGCUGAUAACCUCCAAACGGGAUAUAUUUUUUGUUACAACUGCACCAGAAUUUAUGUCUAAGGAUCUUCAUAUUAAAGGUUUGCAUAUAAAUGAGUUUUCAGCAUCCGAACGUCGCUUGGUUACCACUCCCAGUGAGGCAUCCUCUAAUGAAGAGCUCUCACAAGGUGAACUGCUUUAUUCAACUCCAAAAGGUACAAGUAUACCCAUAAAUCUAGAACAUGAACUAACCAAUUUGCUAGAGAUACCGAACGCUAGUGGUUCAUUACCACAUAUACAUCGCGCACGUUCGCUCCAGAAAACCCACAAUGUGUACGAAGAUAAGCCGAUUAUAGCUAAAAGUAACUCCUGCGGAGACACUGACAACCGAUUUAGUGCAUUGCGCAACACUGCAAUUGCUAGUGAACAAUUACAACAGCAACAGCUAACGCAACAUGGUGUACCGCCCAAUUCGCCUCGUAACAAUACCAGUAGCAGCAGUAAUAGUAACAGCAGUAAGGGUAGCCAGCAAUCGCCAAUGUCGCCCACCAGACGAACUUCCAAGUAUCGCAACCUUUUUAAUAGUGUCACAAGUAGUGGUAGUGGAGGAGGUAAUUCACCAAACCUCACAGAUGGUUUCUCAUAUUCCCCAGAUCGUAUGAAGCCCUUGCGUGUCUACCGCAUUCCUCUAGUCAAGUUGACUGGUGCUCACUCGCAUUUCCACAUGCAUGCAUUCAAUGCAACGGCAACCGCUGGUGUGACACCUCAGACGCAUCCAACCCAGCACCUAGGCGCGUUAUCGCUGACAAAUCGUCAAAAGUCUAUGGACGCGCAUCUUUCAUUGUCGAUGAGCAGCUAUCCAGGCAUCGACCCGAAACAACGACAGGCUCAAGAAACAUUGAUAGCAACACCCAUAAUUCGAGAUUAUAACCCCAUGGAACUGCAUUUUAGUGAGCGGGAAUAUUGUGACGACAAUAAAUUUCGCGAGGACGAUGAAGGCUAUGCUGACGAAGUUCCACUGCUAUUAAAUGGAGGAUCAAAUGCGUUAAAAACACGCAAGAGUAAACCGACGCCUUCACCAUCGAAUGAGAUACAAAUGUGGUUGACGAAGGAACUACGCAGGUUUCAAAAAAAUCUCUCACAAGAAAAUUAGGCUAAAGAUAAUAGUAGAAAAUAGCAAAUAAAAAACUUAAACGUCGACGAGUAAUGUACAUACAACUCCAAUUGAUCAUUAAGAUUUAGUUAAAUCACUACAAUAUUUGUAUCACAGUAACAUAUCUAGGGUAUAACAAUAUUUAUAUUUUUUUACUUUUCAUGGCUUUAAAGUAAACUUUUUUCAUUUUCUUUUACUCUCUGCCAGCGGAGAGUUUGUAAUGGAUUAUUUGAAUGGUGCGUUUUAGAGUUUUAUAACUCGUAAUUGAAAUAAAACUCAGAAUAAUGAAUGAAAGCCUCUAUUGAGUCACACAAAUUGAGCACAAAUUCCGUAUAACGAGAGCAUUUCCAGCCUUACAAAUUUCUAUUUCUUAAGGAGCUUUCAAAUUUGGCUGUUGAUUUUUACAAUUUUCUCAUAAAGAGAAGCCAACUCUAUUUACGGGUACAGUUAAAUAAACAUCAUAUAAUAUUAAGUCAGAAAACAUUGAAAGAGUAUGUUUUAAUGCACUCCGUUAUUUAUCUGAUUGAAUUAUCUGCAUUAAAGUCAAUAAAAAUAAUUAAACAACACAACUAAAACUCUCUCAAGGUGAGCAUGUACUAAAACGAAUUUUGCCAUCUGUUCAGAUUGGCAUUGACCGCUACAUUAAUAUCAAAAGAAAAUCAAGUGCUAUAAAGUCAGCGGUCAAUUCAAAAAAAUUUCGCCGAAUUUAAAUAAUCCUGGAACUUUAAAUGGCAACAGAUUUGGCUUAUUCAGCAAUAGAUCUGAUGACGAUGCGAAGAGCUCGAAAGGUCUAGUUGCUUUAGAACCGCAUGCUACAGCCCAAUUACAAGCUACAACCAUAUUCUUGAAAACCGGGUUUCUGACUUUAAUCUAAUGGCUAAUGGUUUCUGACUUUAAUCUAAUGGCUGUCCACCUCGUUUUGAAAUUACAGAUUGUCUUAUUGAUCCGAAAGGUCGACAGCUGUACUACACCAUUAUAAAUAAACACAAUAACAUUGAUAUAAUAUCUCCUGGUAAGCCGACAUACUGGCCCAGUGAUAGAAACAAAGUACCAGACUUCAUAGAUUUUGCUGUAGUCAGAAAUAUAGAUAUAUCGCUUUUAAAAGCAGAUACAUGUACUGACUUAUCUGAUCAUUCUACUGCACUAAUAAAGUUAAGCGAACAGCCCAUUGAGCAAAAAGUUUCUGUAACAUCUCAUAAAACUAACUAACGAUAAUAUUACUUCAAAAAUAUUAAUUGAGUUACCAAAUAUUGCUAUAGUCGUGAUCUCCUUACUCUUUAAGCUUAGCCUAGACAACAGAGUCUUGUUAUACAAAAAUGCAGUGAUAUUAUUAUUUACAUUCCAUAUAGUAUGUAUACAUGGACAUGAAUAAAGAUUUCAUUCUAUUAUGUUAUGCACUGAUAACAUUGACUCGAAAAUAAGUUAAUCGCUAUGAAUAAAAUAUAUUAAUUGCGUUUAAGGCAAACUGAUAACGAACCGUAUUAAGCUGUGAAUCUUUUCAAAGCGUCGUAAUCAAAAGUAGCAAUGCAUAUCUGUUCUUCUAGCAUACUUAAGCUAAAAUCUUAUAUUAUUUUCUACAAAAGUAGAAUAUACAAUGAUAUACAUGGAUGUAUACAGUUUCAUUAAUUUUAUAUGUAGAGAUUUAUUUGUAAAAAAAAUUGCAUUAAAGAAAAAAAUGUACACUCACAAAAAAUAUCUCCCAACAUCAACAUUGCUGUGUCAAUAUUUGUACACACCGUAUUUUGUACUUAAUAAGAAUUAUAUGCGUACAAUAAUAACCAGUUUUUCAUCCCUAGUACAGAAUUAGUGUUUAAAUGCAAUAUUUCAUUUUAAUGAAUUCAUAUUUGGGUGUAAUAUUUGGACUACUUAUAUAAAUAUAUGUGUAUAGUGUAGUGUAUACAUAAAAAAUACGUAUGUAUAUACAUAUACAUAACAAAUACUUUUUCUAAAGCUAAAUACUGUAUAUUCACUUCGGCUGUUGAUAUUUAUUAUACUAUACAUUUAAGUCU
This is a messenger RNA of Zeugodacus cucurbitae (melon fly), 7809 nucleotides long. RefSeq names its product GTPase-activating Rap/Ran-GAP domain-like protein 3. Gene Ontology annotation, cellular component: cytoplasm. NCBI's taxonomy places the organism in Eukaryota, Metazoa, Arthropoda, Insecta, Diptera, Tephritidae. Gene Ontology annotation, biological process: activation of GTPase activity; regulation of small GTPase mediated signal transduction. The transcript has 17 exons. Gene Ontology annotation, molecular function: GTPase activator activity. The coding region runs from base 1880 to 5800 and encodes 1306 amino acids. The record is from RefSeq and is a predicted model, not a curated record.